CAAGGCACGUUGUAUCACAUGAUAUGUGGUUACUCAAGAUGGCCCCAGGUAGAGCUGAGAUGUCAGUGUGCAAAACAUACUGGAUUAUAAUGUUUGUUAUCAUAAUAAUGUUAUGCAUUUCUCAUUCUUCGGCUUGGCUUAACAAAGUAAAACACCGAACAUUUCGAACGAGUGUGAUUAUCAACAAUGCAGAUGUCGAGGAGCUGUGGUUUACUCAGAGACUGGAUCAUUUCAACGGAGCGGAUGGGCGAGUUUGGAAGCAGAGGUACUUUAUCAAUGAUACUAUGUAUAAAACUGGCGGGCCGGUUUUCCUGAUGAUUGGCGGUGAGGGGCCUGCAAACCCAGCCUGGAUGCAAUACGGUACCUGGCUUGCUUAUGCACAGAAGCUCGGGGCACUCUGUGUAAUGCUGGAGCACAGGUUCUAUGGGAAAAGUCACCCGACUGAAGACUUGAGUACCACAAACCUCGUCUACCUCAGCAGUAAGCAGGCUCUAGCGGAUCUCGCCCAUUUCCGCACGGUUUUGGCUGAUAAGAUGGGCCUGACCCGAAGCAAGUGGGUAGCAUUUGGGGGAUCCUACCCGGGAUCUCUUGCCACGUGGUUCAGAUUGAAGUACCCCCACCUUGUGCACGCUGCGAUAGCCAGUAGUGCACCCCUUCACGCGGUGCUUAACUUUCCAGAAUAUCUGGAGGUAGUUGAGCGUUCUCUUGCAACCCACAGUCCAGAGUGCCCACUGCUGGUGAAGAAUGCAUCUGACACUCUUGUGGACAUGCUGAAAGACUCAAAAAACUAUGACAAGAUAAGUAAAGAUUUCCGUCUGUGUGAAACGCUCCAGAUUCAAUCUGAUAUGGACCUGGCCUACUUCCUGGAGGUGCUGGCUGGGAAUUUCAUGGACGUGGUCCAGUAUAAUGAUGACAACAGAGAGUUCGAGGGCGUAAGAGGAACGAACAUCACUAUCAAAGUGCUCUGUGGCCUGAUGUCAGACAUGUCUCUUGGGACACCAUACGACAGAUAUGCCUCUGUGGUUCAUCUAAUGCUGAACACGUUCGCUCAGAAAUGUCUGGAUGUGAGUUAUGACACCUACAGGAGGGAAAUGUCAAACUCAUCCUGGGAUGGGCCAGCUUCAGGAGGAGGCAGACAGUGGGUCUACCAGACCUGUGCAGAGUUCGGUUUCUAUCAGAGCACUGAUUCUCCCAAUCAGCCGUUUACUGGAUUCCCUCUGCAAUACCACCUGCAGCAGUGCUCGGACGUCUACGGCAGUUCCUUCAGUGCCGCUUCAGUUGCUGACGCCGUUCUGCAAACCAAUGAAAACUACGGUGGCUAUGACAUCACGAGCAGUCGGAUAGUGUUCCCCAAUGGUUCCAUUGAUCCCUGGCACAUGCUCGGAAUCACCAAAGACAUAAACGACAACCUCCCAGCCAUCUUUAUUAAAGGCACUGCUCAUUGCGCUAACAUGUACCCCGCCCGACCUGAAGACUUGCAGCAACUCACAUAUGCAAGAGACCAUGUCUUCCUACUCCUUCAGAAAUGGCUGAUGCUGUAGGAUUUCAAGAACUGAACCACCCUCUCUGCCAGACUUCCUUUAUUAGCAUGCCCUUUGAGACAGUCAACAAAUAGACAUGCACAAAUAGCAAAUUAAUACUUGCUUACCGAAGAGACAUGUAUGUGCUGAAUCUUACUCCUAGGCCUUUCUGUACUACCGUCUCCUCCUGGAUGAAGGAAGCAGUAAUAAAUAAUCUCCAGCAUGUGUUGGAGGUGGUUCAUUACUGAAUUGCUACAUACAGCUUGCACAUUAUCGAGUGUCUUUCUUUUGAACUGUGCUUUUUAAGAAUGAUUGCAGGGUUUAGUCUGCUUGACAUUUAUUCAAAAUUACUGAAGAGGGUUUCAAGAUGUACUGUAAAUUCAUGGCAAUCAGUAUAUUUGCUUAAUGUUGUGGAAGAAGUGUUUUUUUUUUUUUUGGAGUGUAUUUUCUUUAAUACAUAUGCAUUUGUUGCUGGAAAGUAACCUAAAGGGCCUUAAGAAUUUGGGGUAUUUACAAGUGCUACUAUUGGUUAUUAGUAUUAAAGAAAAACCUGAUUUUAAGGGCUUCAGAAGUGUAUUGUGAAUCCAUGAUAAUAAAUUGCAGAUUUAUCUUGUUUAGGAAUACCAAGUCAGUCAGAAAAUGGUCAGAAGAAAGAUACCCUUUGACUAGUUAAUUUGAGCACCAUAUUUCUAUAUCCCCAUUCAGUAACUGUGUGUAAUUGUACCACGUUAAGUUUCCUAUCUAUGUAUCUAUCUCAUAAAGCAUAAUGUUUUGGCAGGGCAGCUUCUCAAACUUCAUAGAGUUCACACACAAACUGUUUUAAAAUGUAUGAACAUGUAAUUUAAAAGAAUUGUGACGAAUGGGGAUAUGCAUGAAAUGUGUGUUUCAUGAUUUGCAUAUAUAACGAUGGUUUUAUAAUUAAAUGGUCAAUAGGAGAUUUGA
This is a messenger RNA of Acipenser ruthenus (sterlet), 2462 nucleotides long. It is a transcript of the gene prss59, whose product is annotated as serine protease 16. Gene Ontology annotation, biological process: proteolysis. Bases 24 to 1541 code for a protein of 505 amino acids. The transcript is spliced from 9 exons. Gene Ontology annotation, molecular function: serine-type exopeptidase activity; dipeptidyl-peptidase activity. Lineage: Eukaryota; Metazoa; Chordata; Actinopteri; Acipenseriformes; Acipenseridae. The record is from RefSeq and is a predicted model, not a curated record.